AUGGAAGGUGAAUUGCCAAGCAUAAAGAAAUGGAUUGUGUUGUAUCCUGUUUAUAUAAAUUCCAAAAAGACUGUAGCUGAAGGAAGACGAAUCGGCAUCUCUAAAUCAUGCGAAAACCCUACUUGUGCAGAAAUUGGGGAUUGUUGCAGUUAUCUUAAACUUCCUUUUGCGAUCGAGAUUGAUAAGGCUUACCCUCGUGAUUUCAUGCAAAGAGGGCGAGUUAGGGUUUUGCUGAAAAAGGAAGAUGGAACUCUCAUUAAUCCAUCAAUUUCUUCCAGAAAGCAACUAAUGUUAUGCAUUGCCGAGAUGGUCCCUAGACAUCAUGGAAGAACCAAGAAGCAGGAAACCGCAUCAGCAUCAACUGCAACUGCUGGACCUUCCAACAAAUCUGGGAAAGGUGGGAAAAAAAGAAGAUAA
Lathyrus sativus (Indian pea) is the source of this 417-nucleotide messenger RNA. The record is from the annotation of a GenBank genome assembly. NCBI's taxonomy places the organism in Eukaryota, Viridiplantae, Streptophyta, Magnoliopsida, Fabales, Fabaceae.